AUGGAAACCAAAGGUGCGAGUAUCAACCUGCCAGUUUCAUCGUUAAUUCCACUGGUACGACAGCAGUUCAAAACUACAGGACACCACAGUCCACAGGGAUUACCGUACCUGACGCCAGAUCAGCCUCCAACAGUGCGCUGCGGAUACUUUGUUUUCACCGAAGGGCUAAACGCCAUUUUGAAUCCUACCCAAAUGCAAGAUCAAGAACAUGGUGACAAAAUGGUCGUCAAUUCUGAGAUCAUCGGUGUCACCAUCAACAGUGGUGACAUUGGAGUUAUUCUUCCUCGUUCAAGUCCGCUUACCAUUAAAUUAUGGCACAAAAAUCGCAAAAAUGUUAAGAACCCCAAGUGUGUCUUUUGGAACACUCAAACCAAUCAAUGGGAUCCAACAGGCUGCUACCUGUUAAACUUCACCGACGAAUACACUACCUGUGGUUGUACGCAUCUGACCAGUUUUGCCGUCCUCAUGGAUGUGACAGGGGUUCUUUCUUCGUUGAGUAUCGAUGAUAGAAACGACCUGACUUACGUUACGAUAGCAGCUGUGUGCAUAUCAGUCACGUGUCUGAUCCUUUGCCUUGUCGUAUUCACGUGUUUCCGGAGUCUGCGUAGUGCACGCAUUACCAUACAUCGAAAUCUAUGUCUCUGUUUGUUGUUUGGAGAGCUGCUGUUUUUGGCUGGAAUAAACCAGACGAAAAGCAAGGUAGGGUGCGCCAUGGUCGCCGUAUUGCUACAGUAUACGUUCACUGCGGCAUUCAUGUGGAUGCUGAUCGAAGGCUACCAGCUGUACUUGAUGCUCGUGACCGUCUUCGAAACGGAAACGUCUCGAGGUCUCUGCCCAUUUCGAUUGACCAGUGGCAAUAGGAACCGCCAGGACGGCGAGGUUUUGACCGUGGAAGAAACGGGCGUCCAGCAUAUGGCAUGCCAGCGACAGCGCCAUCUCGUGGACUUUAUGGCAGAAUUCCAACGGUGGUGGAUGUGA
Messenger RNA from Soboliphyme baturini, 978 nucleotides. The record is from the annotation of a GenBank genome assembly. NCBI's taxonomy places the organism in Eukaryota, Metazoa, Nematoda, Enoplea, Dioctophymatida, Soboliphymatidae.